AUGAAGGAAAUUCUUGUCAACAAAAGAUACCGUGUCGAUCGCAGGAUUGGAGCAGGGGGCUUUGGUCUCGUCUACGCUGGGAUCGAUACCGAGACAGAGGAAGAGGUCGCAAUCAAGCUAACUCUUAUACGGGACGGCUCUGAGGCUCUUCAAUAUGAAGCAGAGACAUAUGACGCAUUAUCCGGCGGCGUCGGUAUACCAAGAGUCUGGUGGUUUGGCCCAGAAGGUGACUUUUAUGUUUUGGUGCACGAACUUCUAGGACCAUCUCUGGAAGACCUCUUCAACUACUGCGAUCGGAAAUUUUCUCUCAAGACGGUCCUUCUUGUUGCCGAGCAAGCUAUUCAUCGGAUUAAGCACAUUCACAACAAAGGGUAUCUACACUGUGACAUUAAACCGGACAAUUUCCUCCUGGGAGUUGGAAAUAAUGGCAACAUACUUUAUACAAUUGAUUUCGGCCUUGCAAGAAAUAUGGAUGCAGCUAAGGGGCAUGGAAUACGGGACGACCGACCUUUUGGAGGCACUGCUCGGUAUGCCAGCCUCAAUAAUCACAAGGGACUUGAACAAUCUAGGGGCGACGAUCUAGAAUCUUUGGGCUAUGUCCUUCUGUACUUCGCCCGUGGCUCGCUGCCGUGGCAGGGCUUAAAGCCAUCGACUGACGAGGAGCGAACGGAGUUGAUCAAACAAAAGAAAAUGAGUACAACAAUAGACGAUCUUUGCAAAGGGCUGCCGGACGAAUUUGCCACGUACCUAAGGUACACUCGGUCACUUCAGCCUAUCAAAAAGCCGGAUUACGCGUACCUUCUCGGACUAUUCCACAACCUAUUCGUAGCGCAAGGCUUCCAAUACAACAACGUGUUCGAUUGGACGGAAAAACUAUAUCACGAGCUGCAGAGUACUUCGUCUACUGAUGAGACUUAA
This is a messenger RNA of Pochonia chlamydosporia 170, 918 nucleotides long. Its product is annotated as casein kinase I isoform delta. Gene Ontology annotation, biological process: signal transduction; peptidyl-serine phosphorylation. Gene Ontology annotation, molecular function: protein serine/threonine kinase activity; ATP binding. The transcript is spliced from 4 exons. Lineage: Eukaryota; Fungi; Ascomycota; Sordariomycetes; Hypocreales; Clavicipitaceae. The coding region runs from base 1 to 918 and encodes 305 amino acids. Gene Ontology annotation, cellular component: cytoplasm; nucleus. The record is from RefSeq and is a predicted model, not a curated record.